GUGUUCCUUGAAUCAGGAUACUGUGUCAUUUCAGUGCAUCGCACUGCACACUCGCCAAGGACUGCAGUUGGACAACAGAACACAUUAGGCGCUCCGAGUGUGUGUUGUGUGUGUGUUUUCAUACAUUCGACAUCCGAAGGGCGUGGACACGUGGUGCGUGCGCGCGUGUGUGUGCGAGCGCGAGUGUUUCAACUGUGUGUUGCAAAGCAACGCGCACACAUCGUGUGUGCUUCUUUCUUCGAUGAUGCUGCGAAGGCUUCAUCACACCACCGUAUAUUCAUUACUGAUUCUGCUGAUUAUUUUACCGGAAUUACUGCCAGCUGUUCCCGUUCAGGAUAAUGCUGUGCGGAUACGAAGAAGUGGAGACUCAUCGUUAACUACUGCAACAGCCAUCGACCCAGUCAGCGCAUUAUUAGGAGAUAAUGAAAAUGUACCUUCACUGAAUGCAUCCGUUCGCUACGAUGCGGUGUAUAUGAAACGAGUUUAUGGACAACUGGGUUUGAACUACGACUUGGAUGAAGGAAGGCCGUUCAUAUAUUGCGAGAAGUUCGACCCAAAGUCUUGUGCACCAAAUGAUCCGCAAUGUCCGACGCUCGAAAAAUGUUAUGCGGAACCAGAAAAUCGAGCGCAAAGGCUUGGAUGCAUGACAGUAUUCAAAUAUGUAACUGAGAGGAAUGCUAGUGCGGAGGAACGAAAGAUUGAAGUUACUCUCAAGGGUUGUUGGCAGCAUGACAAGGAAGUAAUUGCCGACUGUAAGGUUCAGGAUGAGUGUGUAGCUGUGAGCGGAAGACGUCAAAAUCGCCCAAAUAUGGAAUUCUGCUGUUGUCGUACGCAUAUGUGCAAUAAGAAAGUCUCCAUCCUUGUGGUAGAUGAACCUCGAGAAGAAACCCCUGCUACAGCUAACACGACAUCUAUGGGUUCAGUAUCCCAUUUGAUGAGUAACAUGUGGUUUGUGAUGCUGUUCGGCCUGAUUGGUGUAUGCAUUGCUGGAGGACUGAUAGUAUUUUCAUUGGUUUACGGUCGAUGCUGGAGGAGUAAGGAUAAAGUCAAGACACAGACUGUCACUACAGCACAACAAAGUGAGACCUAUGCUUUACUGAACUGUGCAGCACAGAAGCCUAUGUUUGAAAUCACGGAUCUAAAACACGUUGCUAGCGGACGGUUUGGUGACGUCUAUAGUGGUUUAUACCACAAUGGCGAGAAGAUCAAGGAAGUGGCUGUGAAAGUGCUGAAGGAUGAGGAGAGCUGGCAUUCAGAACAGACUAUCUACGUUGAUGUACUUCGACGAGCUGGCCAUCCCAACAUUUUGAAAUAUAUCGAUGUUGAACGUCGUCCUAACGAGUAUUGGCUGAUCACCGAGUUUAUGAAGGAAGGCAAUCUACACGAUUAUCUCAAGAAGAACGUGCUUUCCUUGAAGCAGUGCCUUCGUAUACUAUCUGGCAUGCUGGAAGGACUGGCAUUCCUCCAUGAAGCGCAGGGUACAAAGUGCACAGUGGUCCACAGAGAUAUCAAGUCUAAGAAUAUCUUACUCAAAGCUGUGGAAUCUGCGGAUGAAAGAGAAGUAGCACUGACGGCUUGCAUAGCCGACUUUGGAUUGGCUGCCGUAUUCAACAGCCCUCAGAUUGAUGAUCAAGUCACUGGUCAGGUCGGUACCUUCCGCUACAUGUCUCCAGAAGUGCUAGAAGGAGCCACGGAAUUCACGGUUCCCGCGUUCCAACGAAUUGACGUCUAUGCAAUGGCUUUGGUUAUGUGGGAAGUCCUUUCGCGCACGAAUGUUGCUGAAGAUGAUGAUCAAGCAGAAAUACCGCCCUACAAGCAACCAUUUGAGGAAUAUACUAGUCCCUACCCCACUUUAGGCGAAAUGCGAGAUGUGGUGGUUAACCGCAAACUUCGUCCAGAAUUUCGACCUGAAGUCUCCAAGCACCCUGUGGGAGGUGCAAUUGAAUACACCAUCUGCGAUAUGUGGCAUACAAUCGCCGAUGGACGAAUUACGGCAAGUCUAGCACGUGAACGAAUCAACGCCAUGAAUGGCUGCGAUUCACAAGGAUCUGAAGGAUAUCAUUCGAGUAGUGAUCAUAACCGAAAAGUCUCCCUGGCAUCGACCGGAUGUGGAGAUGGCGAAUGUGCCCCAGCUGAAAGCGAUGACCUUACCCCAAAGCGGACGGAGACACAGAGGAUACGUCAGUUACUGCCUCUCUGA
Cylicocyclus nassatus is the source of this 2200-nucleotide messenger RNA. The record is from the annotation of a GenBank genome assembly. NCBI's taxonomy places the organism in Eukaryota, Metazoa, Nematoda, Chromadorea, Rhabditida, Strongylidae.